AUGCAUUUCAACUUCAUCACUUCCCUUACCCUUAUCACCAGCCUCACUGGCAACGCCCUAGCCAUGCCAGCUUCCAACCAGUCUCCCAACAUUCAGAAGCGCGCCGAAUGGCCUGACUACACUAUCACAUAUUACACCGAUACCUAUUGCGACAAGACUACCGGAAGUUACUCACAUAACGUGGAAACCUGCAAGAACCUUGAUAAUUUUGCCGUUGAUAUCCUUUCUCUCUUUGGCGAGACCAAUGAUGGUGAAAAUUUCGGCGCUGGCAACUGCGGCUGGAAUCUCUUUAUUUACCCUGAGUAUGACUGUGAGGGCGGCGAGUGGUCGAGUACGGUUACCUCAGGAAAUUGUGGCAGUGACGCCCUUAAGAAGAGCCCUAUUAAGAGCUUUUCAGUUUCCCACAACGGCAGCCCAUGUAUCGACGUAUAA
Fusarium coffeatum is the source of this 432-nucleotide messenger RNA. RefSeq lists its product as uncharacterized. The coding region runs from base 1 to 432 and encodes 143 amino acids. Lineage: Eukaryota; Fungi; Ascomycota; Sordariomycetes; Hypocreales; Nectriaceae. The record is from RefSeq and is a predicted model, not a curated record. The transcript has a single exon.